Molecule: messenger RNA, 1299 nt
Organism: Australozyma saopauloensis
Lineage: Eukaryota; Fungi; Ascomycota; Pichiomycetes; Serinales; Metschnikowiaceae
Product: tRNA:m4X modification enzyme
Exons: 1
Coding region: 1-1299 (432 amino acids)
Biological process (GO): tRNA methylation
Source: RefSeq, a predicted model, not a curated record
AUGACCACCACAGAUUUGCCUAACCAGAAUGACAAUAAACGGCGAAAGAAGAGCAAACCAAUUGAUCCGAAUCGAUGCGAAUUCAUACUUUUAAACAAGAAAAGACGCUGCGGCAUGAUGCGUCAAAAGGACCAUCGGUUUUGUUUGGAUCACCAAAAGUUGCAACCCAAAAGCGACGAUGUCGAUGCUCAAGACCGAAUUCCAUGUCCAUUGGAUCCAAAACACACCGUUUGGAAGAAUGAUCUAGAACAGCAUCUAAAAAAAUGUAACGCUCGUGCCGUGGAAACACAUGAGGCAUGGUACAAGAAGAACUACAACACUGUUUUGCAAUCGCAAAUUGAGGUCCCUAAGAAGUCCAAUGAACUAGAUCUGUGCGCCACGAAGACUGAAGAGCAAAUUAAUGAGAGACACCAAGUUUUCACAAAAGUAAUAGAAUUACUCAAGGAGUACAGUAAAACUCUUGAACCCUUGCUGGAGAAGGUUUACCGGCACCCUGGUCUAGACAGUUGGGUACAGGCGAAAGAGAAUAAGAAGCACAUAUUACAACAAUCAUCGCUAGCUGGUCUAUUGAAAGAACUCGAAUUAUUGAAUCCACAUAAUUUUUUUGUUGAGUUUGGUUGUGGAAAGGGCGAAUUGUCUAGAACAAUUAAUGCUUGUGUUGUGAGUGACUACAACAACCAAUUUCCAAAGGAUUGCAAAUAUGGUUUUGGUUUCAUUGACAGAGGCUGUAACCGUAUGAAGGUAGACAAUAAAAUCCUACAAGACUGUGAAAAACAUGAGAUUCAUCCUCAUAUCAAACGAUCUCGCAUAGAUAUCGAGCAUUUAGUCGUGGACAAAUUUCUAGAAUCAGUGGAGCCUGAUGGGGUAGUAGCCAUCUCCAAACAUUUAUGUGGUGUUGCCACGGAUCUCACUUUAAAAUGCUUGCUCAACCUGACCACCACUUUGAAGAACUUAAAAGGAUUGGUGGUAGCUAUGUGCUGUCGACAUGUAUGUGAUUACGAGCAAAUGUUACCCGAAUCAAGAGAAUAUCUUGCUGCUAAUGGUAUUGAAGAUGAUACUAUGUUCUCCGUGUUGAAAAAAGUGGUCACUUGGGCGGUCUGUGGCUCGAUGACUGGUGACGAGGACCCUAAUUACAAAGAGAAAGAACAACUCGGCCUUAUCGCUAGAUCUAUGAUAGACAACGCGCGUGUCACUGCCAUCAAUAAGCUCAUGCCGCUGUUUCAUGCUCGAUUGACAAGGUAUGCCACCAUGGACAUUACAUUAGAGAAUCAUUGUUUACAGAUAACAAAGCGUCAAUGA